ACACCCCGAGAGAGGGACGGGGAGGGGGGAGGAGAGAGUAGCUGCGGAGUGAGUGGAGGAAGAAGAAGAAAGUCGGUAAAAAGAGCGAGAACCACAUUCUUCUCCGUCGGUGACUUUUCGGGGAAACGAUGUCGAACUACCGGGAGAACAGGACGGAAAAGGAGAAGGAGUAGACAACAAGUGAAAGGACUAAACUGGUAAAAACAAGCAAACAAGCGAAAAGACCGCCCUCAAUCGGCCGUCGCGUCGGGACUCCUGGCUCGCGCCCACAUUUCUCAGCAGUGCGCGCGGACGGAGUGACGCUGCCCCCGGGCCACUUGGUCCCCGCGGUCUGGGAAAGUGCACGAGCGCGAGACAAACUCCGAGGAGGAGGAGAAAAAGAGGAGGGGGGCCUGUGAAAGAGCGAGCGAGCGCGCGCGCUAGAGUGAGUGAGAGAGAGAGAGCGCGCGCGCGCGCGGAGGGGGCACCAAAACGCCGAGUGAAGCGCAGCCAGCGGGCUCACCAGCGACACCAAGAAAAGUUUGUAGUUGUGCGGUGUGCGGUUCGCACUCGGAGGGAGACUGAGGAGAAAAGGGACCGAGAGGGAGGCCAAAGCCGCUCCCUAACUCCACUCCGCUCGACCCGAGCUGCCCGGUAGCUCGAGUCCGACCGCCGCGUGCGCCAUGAAGCCCCCGGGAGAAUCGGGGUUUGCCUUCCCCGACUGGGCCUACAAGCCAGAGUCGAGCCCCGGCUCCCGGCAGAUCCAGCUGUGGCACUUCAUCCUGGAGCUGCUGCGCAAGGAGGAGUACCAGGGGGUGAUCGCCUGGCAGGGAGACUAUGGCGAGUUCGUCAUCAAAGACCCCGACGAGGUGGCGCGGCUGUGGGGGGCACGCAAGUGCAAGCCUCAGAUGAACUACGACAAGCUGAGUCGGGCGCUCAGGUAUUACUACAACAAGAGAAUUUUACACAAGACCAAAGGGAAGAGGUUCACUUACAAGUUCAACUUCAACAAGCUGGUGCUCGUCAACUACCCCUUCAUUGACAUGGGAUCUGCAGGCAGCGGAGUCCCCCAGAGCGCACCCCCGGUACCCACGGGCGCCGGUACCCACUUUCGCUUCCCGCCCUCGACUCCGUCGGACGUGCUGUCCCCCAACGAGGAGCUGCGCAGCCCGGGUGUGUUCAGCACGGUGGCUCGCCGCAUGGCUCGCGGCUCUGUUAGCGACUGCAGCGAUGGAACCUCGGUCACUUCUGAGAUCGAGGAAGGCGGUGGAGGUGGGGGUGAGGAGAGGGCCAGCGGCGGAGGAGGUGCCGGCGGGCCGAGCGGCGGGGGCUUUCGCAGCAUCUUGCACCCCCGACUCUCCCAUGAAUCCCUCUUCCGUAUGUACGGGGGGCCCGGCAACCCUGCUCACCCACCUCCCCGUCCAGCGCCAGCCCACCGGGUUCACCCUGACCCCCUGUCCCCCUUCCCCGUCUCCCCAUUGCCUGGUCCUGGGGGUGCAGGGCUGUUGGCUCCCCCUCUCUCACCGGCGCUCUCCAUGACUCCCUCCUCGCACCUGCCGUACACCCCCUCCCCCACCCUCUCGCCCAUGCUGGGUUCCCACUUCUCCUUCAACCCUGAGGACAUGAAGCGUUACUUGCAGGCUCACACCCAGAGCGUGUACAACUACCACCUUAGCCCCCGUGCCUUCCUGCACUACCCCAACAUAGUCAUCCCCCAGCCCCAGCGCCCCGACAAGGGGAUCAAUGCCGCCGCAGGCGAACGGGGAGCUGAGAGACCAGGCCUCAACAGUCACCAUUCAGCACUGCCGCACCCUCACCCCCACCCACACCCACUGCACCACCCUCUACACCUGGGCGAGGAGCCGCCCCACCUUUCCCCAUUUAAGUUCAAGCUGCAGCCACCGCCGCUGGGCCGCAAGCAGCGGGAGGCCCAGGCCCGGCCUGGGUCCAGCAGCUCUGGCUCGCUGUCCUCCGCGUCAGGCCUGGGCUCUUCUGUCUCCUUCAGCAGCGACCUGAGCUCAGCCAGUGGCUCGGGCCUCGUCUCUAGCUCCUCCUCUUCCGGCUCCCUCAGCAGUGCCGGCCUGCCCAAGAUCAAGGUGGAGCCCAUCUCCGACAUUGAGUCGGAGGAGGAAGUGGAGGUGACGGACAUCAGCGACGAGGAAGGCGACGAGCGCGAGGAGGACUUCGAUCUCUUCUACUCUCAGCAGAGACGCGAACAGCAGCAGCCCAACGGGAGCGCUGCGGCCCCUCCGGCUGACGACGACCUGGACGAGGAUGUGUUCAAAGCACCCGCGCCCCCACCGCCAGGUCUGCCGCCCUACCUGGGCCCUGCGGGCGAGGUUCGCCGCCCUCCUGUCCUAAAGAGCGAGCCGGGGGAACCCGCCGCUCCUCUUCCUGCCAGCCCCGGUGGCACCAAGUGCAUCCCGCUCAAGCUGCGCUUCAAGCGCCGCUGGAGCGAGGACCAGCGUAUGGAAGCCAGCGCCGAGGAGUCCGACGAUAAGAAGGUGCGUGCCGAGGAGCAGGAGGCCCACAGGGGCGUGGAGGAGAACGGAGAGGGCGAGAGCCCCCCGCCAGCCUCAGACUGCCCCCCUCCUCUAGCCCAGCGCAGGGUCAGCGCCGAGCUGCACCGCGCCACUGCCCAGCUGUCCCUGGAGAACAACGACUGCUGAUCCUCGCACGCGUACGCUCGCAAACGGGACGAUGUACAGGCAUCUGCUAAUCCAUGUAAGACUGACACAUGCUGACACUAACACUGACAGGCACAAGCAGUGGGCUAAUACUGACUCAGAGUCGUGGAUACGCUCAAACACUGACACCCCCACCAACUGUAAACCUGGGCACACUCUAAACCUCACACCCACCGCUCCCCACCCCCUUCGCGGGUGAGUCAGUUCCCGCUGCACCUCCUCUUCUCUGCUGUCCGGGAUAGCCCCGCAGCUCCGCUCUGCACCACAGACUGUUCUCCCACAAGGCUUUGCUCUUGCACCUGGGCCCCCACUGUGACUGAGAUCCACACCUGUGUCAGACCAGAACUUUCCUCAGGUUCGUUGCCCACCCUGUCCUGUCAGACUGACCCCCCCUUUCUUUUUUGGAAAGACUCACUGGGAUUUUGUAAGUGCCUGUUAUAUCACACGAAUGAAGUGUGAGGCGGUGAGGGGUGAGGCUGCGCACAGCCAGGGGGAUGGAUUGCCUCCCUCCAGCUCCUGACACCCGAAGACUUUCAGCCUCUGCUCUCGUAUGACUUGCGAUGCGGAUUCCUCACGGAUGGGAGGUUCCUCCUCCAUGGACACUGCUGUCUCCCUUUUCCGAGCAGCUCUGCCAUGGACGCAGGUGUGGUACUCGCCGAUUUGCCGCACCCAGAAUGCUCUUUUGGGACCAGCACUCGCCCUGCCCCACAGACAUUGACCAGAUGCCUAGCGAGCAAUGGAGAGCCCGCGCCACUCAGCUGCUGGCAGUCAUCUCCACGCGCUACUCGUGCUAAAGGACUGGAGUGGCCCAUCGGGGGGGGGGGGUGGGCGGGUCCCUAGGGAGACCUCCUCUCCUGUUCCCCUCCCACUCUCCUCCCACUGAUGCUGCAGAGCGGAGUUUGAGGCGCUGGGUGUGGGCAUUCCCAAGCACAGCUCCACAUGCCCAUCGCUGGCAACCUUUGGCUCCAGACUCAAGGUGGCAGACACACCUUCAGACAUGUCCCUCAUUUAAGGCGAUUGUUUUU
This is a messenger RNA of Scleropages formosus (Asian bonytongue), 3691 nucleotides long. RefSeq names its product Ets2 repressor factor like 3 (gene erfl3). Gene Ontology annotation, biological process: cell differentiation; regulation of transcription by RNA polymerase II. The record is from RefSeq and is a predicted model, not a curated record. Gene Ontology annotation, cellular component: nucleus. The coding region runs from base 663 to 2648 and encodes 661 amino acids. The transcript has 5 exons. Lineage: Eukaryota; Metazoa; Chordata; Actinopteri; Osteoglossiformes; Osteoglossidae. Gene Ontology annotation, molecular function: DNA-binding transcription factor activity, RNA polymerase II-specific; sequence-specific DNA binding.